This is a messenger RNA of Manduca sexta (tobacco hornworm), 1041 nucleotides long. RefSeq lists its product as uncharacterized. The coding region runs from base 1 to 1041 and encodes 346 amino acids. The transcript is spliced from 6 exons. NCBI's taxonomy places the organism in Eukaryota, Metazoa, Arthropoda, Insecta, Lepidoptera, Sphingidae. The record is from RefSeq and is a predicted model, not a curated record.
AUGUGGUACUCCUCCAAAUCCGUCCCAUCGUCUGGUAACAAUAUCUUAAGUAAACAGCGCGUUAAACGUCGUUUCGCCGCCAUGUUGCGUGCUUGCUUGCUCGUCUGUUCGCUCGUGUCCGGAACCGAGCUCUCAUUUCAAUAUCAGCCCUAUCGUCGAAGCAAUGAGCCUUGUAAGAUAUGCUAUGGGGAAGACUGCCUGCAGAUGAACCAGGCAAGGUGCGAGUACUACGUGGAAACAGAUGAGAUACUGCAUGAAGAAAAGAUCGAGGAAGUUGAUAAUCAUGAGAUGAGGGAGGAAGUAGAUCGAUUGAUGUACCGGUUUAUGGAGAAAGCAUCUGAUGCCAACACUGAAUGUAUACCACUAGUAUCUCAAUAUACGGAUUGCACUAAAGAAAACAUAUGUGUCGGUUGCAAGACUUGCAGCUGUGACCUUAGCGGCAGCUGGAACUGCACCACGGUGAGCCGGUGCCGAGCUGACGUCGUCACCGACAUCGACCAUCGCAUGCUAGUCUUCAUCAUUGAGAAUCUUAUGAACGCUCAAACUAACAAGAGGACAAAACGGAACACAGAGGAAAAUCUAAACAAACUGACCACGAAUAAAAUAAGUUUUGCACAAAUUUCACAAUGGAUGUUUGGAGUACCACCUUUAAACUCAAAAGAAACAACACAAAACAGUGCUAUCUCAUCGGCUACUGAAAAUAUAAAUAAUAUUACUUCAUUUACAGAAACCACCACACGAACCAAAACAAGCCCAGAAACUAGUGCUAGAGUAGACUAUCUAGAUUUUGAAGAAGUGCUAAACAACAUCGCAGUUGAUAGCAAAACUUACUCUCGUAGAAAACCUCUAGAUAAACACAAUGAUUCUACAACAUUUGAUUACAUGAUAUUUGAUGAAGAUAAUGCAACAGACAUUACUACUAACACACCUGGGAAUGAAGAAUGGGAGAACAAUUAUGCUCCGCCUAAACCAGCUGAAGAAACAGACAUAGUUAUUGAUUUACUAGAAUCAGCUAAAAGAAUCAAGAAAUUUUACAACUAA